Orcinus orca (killer whale) is the source of this 6431-nucleotide messenger RNA. It is a transcript of the gene IL20RA, whose product is annotated as interleukin 20 receptor subunit alpha. Lineage: Eukaryota; Metazoa; Chordata; Mammalia; Artiodactyla; Delphinidae. Gene Ontology annotation, molecular function: interleukin-20 binding. The coding region runs from base 4817 to 6328 and encodes 503 amino acids. The record is from RefSeq and is a predicted model, not a curated record. The transcript is spliced from 7 exons.
AGCUGAACAAUGACAGUGAAUGCAGGAAGAAAGUUGUUCAUGAAACUGCGGUGUCCUUAGUAGUCAAAGAAAAAGUUACUAAAGUUCAAUAUAGUUACAAAGGUAAGAAUUGUGUGCAUAUAGAUCUUGGAGAGAUUUUUGGACAAUAGACAUUAUACACAAAAAGUUUCUCUUCUAAAUCCUAAAGUUACCAGAAAUUGUAGUUCUUUUGUCUUGUGAUAAAUAUUCUUAGGUAAGCUGAAUGGGAAGAUCUGCUCCUGACCUAUCCAGAUACUGAACCUCAACUAACAGAUAUGAAUUUAGUUGUUUCUAUUUCUAAUCAAAGAAAUAAAGCUUGCUCCUUAAUUGGGUUGGGAGGCUGACAUUAGAAGGUAAUAAUAUUCUUGGCUUCAAAGCAAAAUUGGGGAAAAAACAAAACAGAAGAAACCCUUUUCGGACCCACGAGACUCAGGUACUUUCUUAGCUCUUCUUAUAGAGUUCCUGUCCUCUUCUGGGCCUCCAGGCACCCUGAGGACUGCUGGGAAAACCAGGUGAGAAGGCAUAUGUGGUUACAUGGUAUGUGGUUACAUACCUGGCUCUUAAGAGAGAGCUAUUCUAUCUUGAUUGAUCCGCCACCAUAUCUGCUGAGCAGUGUGAACCUUCUAAUAGUUAUAUGACAUUACCAUUCUCCAGUAGGCGAAUUCUUUAAUUUUUCGAACUUUUAGCACAAAAGUUCGAAGUCACACAACUCUGUGAUUGGAUCAGGCUGUACAAUACCAAACAUCCAAAGAGAGAGAAAGAAAAAAAAUUCAAUGGGGCAUCAACAUUUUAGGAAAGUUCUUCGUAGUUCAUUUCAGGUAAACUUUUAAAGGAAUCCAGAACGUCUGUGCCACUCCCUCAAGGCAGGAGGGAUACACAUCUGUACCUUCACUCUCUUAUGUCUCCAGGGACAGAAGUUUCACUAGGAAGUUUAUCACUGUGGUUUAUCAAACUCUGCCCUGUUGGCCCAAUCCCAUGUCUUAUUCCUUAGUGAAGAUAAAGAACCGUGGUCAGCAUAAUAUAAACAAGCAUUUAAAGCCAGUAAGAGAGUGGAAGGAGAUGACUUUCCAAGGUCAUGUAUCUCCUUCCUCAAGCCCUUCAAAGGCUUCCAUCUGAAUUCUCCUACGUGGUCUUAUACGGCUCACUCCUGCCUGUGUCUCCAGCCUUACAUCACUGAAUUCCUGCUAUCCUGGCCUUUUUCCAGUUCCUAGAGCAAACCAAACCGUUUUCCCUCUCAGGACUUCAUACUUGCAGUUCCUUGUGCUGGAAUGUUCCUGUCCACUCUGUCCCCGGCUAACUCCUAUUCAGACUUGGCAUCUCACCUCCAAUGUGCGUCCUUCAAGGAGAGCUUCCCAAAAUCCCCAGAGAGGGAAAAAAUAUUGUUUAUUAUGCCUAUGAACAAAUGAGCCAAACUCUAGGUUUGGAGCUUUUGAAUGCAGUCUAUUACAGCAUCUCUGCUUAUUAGAACUAAUAUACUAUAAUUAACAGAAUGAGGGUAUUUGUUGAAGUGUGUCUUCUUUGAUAUGAACACAACAGCAUCAGGUAUUUUAUUUCACUGAGAAAUUAUUUCAGGAUCUUUUUCAAACACACACAAAUUAUUCCAGUGAACUAAUUAAAUUUUCUUCAUUAUUUUAUUCUUUUUAGCUUUUAAUUUUGAACUAUUCUGAGACUUACAGAAAAGCUAUAGAAAUAAUAGAGCUCUCAUAAACCCCUCACCCAGUUUCUCUCAAUUUUAACAUGUUACGUAACUGUGGUACAGUGUUCAGAAUGAGGAAAUUAACAUUGGUAUAGUAUUGACACUAUUCACUAAACUAUAGACUUUGUUCCAAUUUCACCCUUUUUUCCACUAAUUCCCCUUUUCUGUUCCAGGAUCAAUCCAGGAGCCUUAUUACACUUAGUUGCUGUGUCUCCUUCCUCUCUUCCAAUCUACGACAGUUCCUCAGCCUCUCUGCUUUCAUGUCUUUGACAUUUUUGAAGAGUUCUUAUCACCUCCUCCUCAGGCUGCCCCUCAAUGUGGGUUCAUUUGAAGUUUCCUCUUGAUUAGAGUGAGGUUAUUCCUUUUGGGCAAUAAUACCACAGAGAUUAUGUUGUGUUUCCCAGCGCAUCAUAUCAAAGGGUUUAUGAUGUCAAUAUGUCUUCUUCCUGGUGAUGUUAACCUUGAUCAUUUGGUUUAGGUGGUGUCUGCAGGGUUUUUCACUGUAUAGUUACUAUUUUCACUUUCUGAUUAAUAAAUACAUUGUGGGAAGAUACUUUGAGAUCAUGCAAAUAUCCUGUUUCUCCUCAAACUUACACCCACUAAUUUUAGUAUUCAUCAGUGGAUACUGAAUGCAACGACUAUGAUGCCUAAUGGUGAUUUUUCUAAUUUCAUUUUUUCCUUCUCUAUUUAUUAAAUUGGAAUUCUAAUGCAAAGAAGAGCAUUUACUUCUCCCCCAUUUAUUUAUUUAUUCAAUUGCUUAAAUAUAUCAAUAUGGACUCAUAAAUAUUUACUUUAUUCUUUGAGUUAUAAUCCAAUACUAUUAUUAUUAAUUUUGCUGCUCAAAUUGUUCCAGCUUUGGCCAUUAAAAGCUCUUUUAGUUUGGCUCCCAUGUCCUUUCAACAAGCCCCAUUCUUUUUAAGCAUUUCAUUGCUUUCUAGCAACAUAAAAUGUUUCAGGUUCAUCUUGUAUUUUCCCUUCCCCAGGGCUGAAUCAGCUACUUCCCCAAGGAGCUCUAGCUCCUUCUACUGGAGAAUAGGAUCUAGAAACCAAAAUCUAGUUGCCAGGCAUACUCAUUGCUACUGGAAUGUUGUUUCUAGGCUCUCUCAGCGGACAGAGCUGGAAGUUAUAAAUAUGUAUACUAACCCAGGCAUCCACACACAUCUGUAUUUCUGUAUCUAUAUGUAUGUGUCUAUGUAUACAAAAGACAAUAAGCUUACACUGAUACCUGUGAUUCCAAGAGCACAGAGUUCAUUGUCUUUAUUUGUAGCUUCUUUCUCCAACAGUGAGAAACCUGAUAUCAUUAUCUAUAAUAGAUUUACUUAUUUCUUCAUUUCUAGUUUAGAGUUUCAGAAGUAUUAACCCAUGCUUCUAUGAGAAGGACAUUUACUAACUAGAUUAUAGUAUCUAUAUACAGUUCUUUUGUCUUUAGCUUUAUAAUACCCAGUCAAGAUACUGUUGACCAAAGUUACUUAGAUUAGACCGGUUUUCUUUCACCUUCUUUACUUUAUUGUCUAUUUGUAAUAAGGUUAGGUUCAUUUGUUACUGUUUGUAUUUCAGUUGGGGUUUCCCACAUGCUAGUUGGUUUUGUUUCUUGAUUUGGGAGUAUUUGAAGGGUAUGUGAGACAUUACUGUAGUUUAAGAGUCAGAGAGAGAUGUACCAAAUGGUACACUUGGAGAGGGGUUGCCCCCUCAUCAUCCUUACAAUCUGGUUCCUAUUCUCAUUCCACGUCACCCCCGUAGGUAACCAGUCUCCUUAGUUACUGGUUUAUCCUUCCUGUAUUUCUUCUGCACCAGUGAACAGAUAUGUGUGUAUUUUCUCAUAUUCCCCUUCUUUCUCACAUGAAACCUAGCAUACUACAGGUUCUCUUUUCCACUUAGCAUUUUUUCACUUAACAGGAUAUGUCUUUUCUGCUUCACAAAUCUGUAAUCCUCAAAGGUAGGCCCUGACUCUACCGGCCAAAUUCAUAUCAAGGCUAAAUCGUUUCCACAUCUUGCUUCAACUUCGCAGGAAAGCACCUGAUAUUAAACAUAUUGUAUGCUAAAAGUCAAGAACUUGGUCUACAUCUGGGUGCUCUAUUGCAGCUAAAGCAGGAUUUGUCUUCUCACAUGUUCUUUCCAUCAAACAAGCUUGUCCUCUUUUCCAGCUUCUCUCCCAUUCCCUUUGGAGCAGACAUGAGGGAUUUCUUGUACAUUUGCGUGUACAUUUAUCAUUUCUUGGCUGUUAUAUAGCUCCUCAUUGAUCAGCUCGAAGCCCAUCCUCAGCAUGUCUGGAGAGCAUCACAUACCUGAGAUCUAAGCGUGUGGCUAUAGGUAUCACCAGCCUCCCCUUUCAGAAGACGUGCUCCUACUGCCUGUAGCUAUUUAUCCAGCUUCCUAUAGUACAAACCCAGGAAAGGCAGAAUUUGCUCCCUAGAGAACAGUAAAGGAGAUCUGUUACCCACAGGAGGUGGCAUGGUGUACGACCAAGGCGGUAGGGCUGAGGAGGGGCGUCAGUUCCCUGAGUGCACCAUUCCAUACAGCUCUGACUCAGAGCCAUAGGUAGGAUGCAGAUUUUGCAUUUAAGCCUAAACUUUAGACAAAGACAAUAAGCAGUAACAUAUAUUUUUAAUUUUUAAUAUUAAUGCUAUAAAACUAAUACUUUAGUAGAAGCAUCUCAUAAAACGUUAUGAGCAUAAAACAUUAACUAUUUUUAAGUGCUUGGCAUAGUGCUUUUCACAAAUGUCACUCAGUAAAUUUGCCUUUUUGGUUAAAAGGCAUCUUUCAUUAUAUGCAUGAUUUUUUUUUUUUUUGCUGUACGCGGGCCUCUCACUGUUGUGGCCUCUCCCGUUGCAGAGCACAGGCUCCGGACGCGCAGGCUCAGCGGCCAUGGCUCACGGGCCCAGCCGCUCCGUGGCAUGUGGGAUCUUCCCGGACCGGGGCACGAACCCGUGUCCCCUGUAUCGGCAGGCGGACUCUCAACCACUGCGCCACCAGGGGAGCCCUGCAUGAUACUUUUAAACUGACUCUCUACUUGCAUCUUUUUCUUCAUGUACAAUUUUACCAGUUUCCUGUGUCUCUGGUGGUCUGCCUAAACCUACAAAUAUAACCUUCUUAUCUAUAAACAUGAAGAAUAUCCUACAGUGGAACCCACCACAGGGCCUACAAGGAGUGGAAGUUACUUAUUCUGUGCAGUAUUUCAUCAGAUAUGGGCAAAAGAAAUGGCUGAAUAAAUCCGAAUGCAGAAAUAUCAGUAGGACCUACUGUGAUCUCUCUGCUGAAACUUCUGACUACGAACGUCAAUAUUAUGCCAAAGCUAAGGCCAUCUGGGGAACGAAUUGUUCUAAAUGGGCAGAAACUGGACGAUUCUAUCCUCUUUUAGAAACACAAAUUGGCCCACCAGAGGUUGCUUUGACUACUGAUGAGAAAUCCAUAUCUAUUGUUCUGACGGCUCCAAAGAAGUGGAAGAAAAACCCAGAAGAAAGCUCUAUUUCCCUGGAACAAAUAUACUCUAAUCUGAAGUAUAAUGUGUCCAUACAUAAUACUAAAUCAAAUAGAACGUGGUCCCAGUGUGUGACAAACCGAACGCUGGUAUUCGGCUGGCUGGAGCCGGACACUCUGUACUGCGUCCUCGUGGAGUCCUUCGUCCCAGGCCCUCCUCGCCUUGUUCAGCCGUCUGAGAAGCAGUGUGUCAGUACUUUGAAAGAUCAAACAUCAACACUGAAGGUUAAAAUCAUCUUCUGCUAUGUUCUGCCCAUAUCUGUUACUGUGUUUAUUUUUUCUGUGAUGUGCUACUCCAUGUACAGAUAUACCUACGUCGGCAAAGAGAAACACCCAGCAAAUCUGAUUUUGAUUUAUGGAAAUGAAUUUGACAAAAGAGUCUUUGUACCUGCUGAAAAAGUUGUGAUUAACUUUAUCACCCUCAAUAUUUUGGAGGAUUCUAAAACUUCUCAUAAGGAUAUAAGUGUAAUGGAAAAAAGCAAUGAUGCCUCAGACCUGAAUGAGCCCAGCAAGGACCAGGAGCCCCAUCAGGAGGAAGUGGAGGUGAAACACCUGGGAUAUGCUUCCCAUGUGGUGGACAUUGUGUAUGACCCUGAGAAAAGCACCCAAGGGACUUCCUUAAGCCAGCAAGAGCCACCCAGCAGGACAAUGCCCACAGAUAAAACAGUCAUCGAAUAUGAAUGUGAUGUAAGAACUAGUGACAUUUCUGUGGGGCCUGGAGACCAGGAGUUCAAUUUGCAGGAGGAAGUGUCCCUACAAGGAAAGUUAUCUGAGCAACAGGCAACUUUAGCAGACUUGGGUCCACAAACACUACCAUAUUCAUAUACCCCUCAGCUCAGAGACUUGGACCACCUGCCGCAGGGGCAUGUGGACACAGAGGAGGGGCCAGAGGCAGAACCAUCAACCACACUGGUCGAUUGGGACCCUCGGACUGGCAGGCUGUGUAUACCUUCAUUAUCCAGCUUUGAACUUGACUCAGAGAGAUGUAAGCAUCCUGAGUCUGAGGGACUCGAGGAGGAGGGCCUCUUAUCUAGACUCUACCAGGAUCGGGCUCCAGACAAGACACUGGAGGAACAUGAAGCCUAUCUCAUGCAGUUUAUGGAGGAAUGGGGAUUAUAUGUACAAAUGGAAGACUAACACUCAAACGUCCCUUUGCCAGACCUCUACUAUUACAAAACACGUGAGUGCAAACAGAUAAGUGACCGAAUAAUAAAGUACCGGAGCCAGAAGUUUACUCGGA